AGGCAGACGCUUAACGACUGAGCCACCCAGGCGCCCCAGUAGUAGGUGUUAUUAAGUGCAAAUUCCCUUGGGGGAGACCCGAUGGCAUAAUAGAACUCAGUACUCUUGUAGCAGAGUCUGGUUCUGCUGCUUACAGGUUGUGUAUCUUUGGUCAACUUAAUGCCUCUCAGUAGCCUUAUUUGGAAAUAGGCAUAAUUAUGAUUGUUCUUUUGGAAUUAUUAGGGAAAUUAUAUAAAACUUAUGUUAAAUAUCCAGCUAGUGUUGGCAUCUAGUAGGUACUCAAUAAAAUGGUGAUUAUUAUUAUUAUUCUACAGUGUUUUUCCUGCUUUCCAUGAUCCAGAAGCACUAUGUAUUAUCCCUGAUUUUGACCCUAACAUUAUUUCUAAAGUUUCAGUUGAUUUUGGUGAUUCUUAAAUUUUCUAUUUUGAAAAAAUCCUGUAUCAUCUAUUAAUGUAUUGUGUAUAUGAAAGCUCCCUUUUAGUCACUUCUCUGUCUUUUUUGUUUUUUUUAAAGAUUUUAUUUAUUUAUUUGACAGAGACAGCAAGAGAGGGAACAUAAGCAAGUGGGAGCUGGAGAGGGAGAAGCAGGCUCCCUACUGAGCAGGGACAUUCCCAGGAAGCUGGGAUCAUGACCUGAGCAGAAGGCAGACGCUUAAGGGGAGAGCCACCCAGGCAUCCCAUAGUCACUUUUCUUUACAGUGCUAUACUCUCUGGCAAUGGAUCUUUGAAAACCUGCAUUUUUAUUCUAAGCACAUUUUUCCCCCCUGUGUAACAUUAGUAUUGUCCAUCUCAGGAGUCCCCUGAAGAAUCAGGAUUCAGAAGGAAUCUCUUAGACACAGACUUCCAUUCCCUUCCUGACUCAACUGGGCAGCAUUUUCAGACGGUCUCUGCCCAGAAUGUCAGGAAAAGCUACAGGCCUGGCCUACCAUGCUCCAAAAGAACAAGAAGGACUUAUAAUUGUGAAGGUUGAAGAAGAGAAUUAUGUUUGGGGGCAGGACCUUGGCCUUCAGGGAAACACCUGUAGCCUGGAGAACUUCCGCCAGCGUUUCAGGCAGUUUGGCUACUCUGAUUCCGCUGGGCCCCGGGAGGCUCUGAGCCGGCUCCGGGAACUUUGCUACCAGUGGCUGAGGCCGGAGGUGAACUCCAAGGAGCAGAUCCUGGAGCUGCUGGUGCUGGAGCAGUUCCUGGCCAUCCUGCCUGAGGAGCUGCAGGGCUGGCUGCGAGAGCACCGGCCCGAGAAUGGAGAGGAAGCCGUCACUCUGCUGGAGGAGCUGGAGAAAGAGCUUGAUGAGCCAAGGCAACAGGACACAGCUCAUGGCCAAGGAAUGAUCUGGAAGGAAAUGACAUCCAUAGGAGCACUGAAGUCUCUGAGUAUACAGCUCCAGCCCUUGGAGAACCAGUGCAAGAGUGAGACUCAGGAGUCCCAGACUUCCCAUGAGAAAGAUGGCAAGCUGGCAGCUGACAGGGUAUUAACAGCAAAGCAAGGAAUUAUUGAAUGUGUAGCAUCAGCAGCCAUGAUAUCUCCAGGAAGACUCCCUGGGAAAACUCCUUCAGGACAGAUAGUUGAAGAAGCUUUGGGAGGUCUGGACAACUUUGAGAAGCCAAAAGAAACUGCUGCAAGGAGCAAAAUAAGUCCACUCCCUUCCCAGGAAAGACAUCUUAGUCUGGCAACCUUCAACAAGAAAAUCUCCACUGAAGAGUGUGUCCUUGAAUGUAACAAGAGUGAAAGGACUGUCAGUGUGAACUCAAAUGUCUUGACACGACAGAGAGUUCAUGCUGGAGGAAAGGUCUAUGAGUGCUUGGACUGUGGGAAAGCCUUUUGCCAGAGCUCAAAGCUGAUUAGACAUCAGAGAAUUCACACUGGAGAGAGGCCUUAUGCAUGUAAAGAGUGUGGCAAAGCUUUUAGUUUGAGCUCAGACCUUGUUAGACAUCAGAGGAUUCAUAGUGGUGAAAAACCCUAUGAAUGUUGUGAAUGUGGAAAAGCUUUCAGGGGCAGCUCAGAGCUCAUUAGACAUCGGAGAAUUCACACCGGAGAGAAACCGUAUGAAUGUGGUGAAUGUGGGAAAGCCUUCAGCCGGAGCUCAGCCCUCAUUCAGCACAAGAAAAUUCAUACUGGAGACAAAGGCUAUGAGUGUACUGAAUGUGGUAAGGCUUUUGGCAGAAGUUCUGUCCUUAUUGAACAUCAAAGAAUUCACACUGGAGAAAAACCUUAUGAAUGUAAUGAAUGUGGAAAAUCCUUCAAUCAGAGCUCAGCCCUCACGCAGCACCAGAGAAUCCACACUGGGGAGAAGCCUUAUGAAUGUAGCGAAUGUAGGAAAACAUUUAGGCACAGGUCAGGCCUUAUGCAGCACCAGAGAACUCACACCAGAGUUUAACUCUUGGGUAAGGAUUGUACAAUUGUGUAACACCAGGGAUUCACUUUGAGGGUGAGAUUCCCACUGAAGUGAGAAGUUUCCCAAGAGCAGCGUUUCUGUUCUUCCAGUCUAAGUCAGUACUUGCUGUACAAGGAGAUCCACACAAAGAUGGAUGUUGAUGUCUUGAAUGGGCAUCUUCACAGUAAAGCCAGGUUUGGGGAAAAGAUCCUGCAAGAGCUCCUUAUAAGAUGGACUGAAAGGUGGUGCCUCCAAUGGCAAGGGUCUCUGUCUAGCAAGAACAGUGUGCAUUUGGCAGUUGGAGGCAUAUGCUGAGCGUCACUCGGGUCUCUGAAGUGUUCAAUUAUGAGGGUGUGAAGUGUUGAAUUAUGCCCUGGAUCAGUUUAUAGCUCAUUCUGCCCCCUUGCCAGUUCUCUUCUCAGCCCUGAGCUUCCUGAGGUCAUUGAGGUCUGUUUAUUGUGCACCUGCUAUGUGCCAGCCGUCAGGGCAGACAUAGCCACUGCCCUCCCAGAGUUAAGUGCUAAUGGGAUAUAUAUAUAUAUAUAUAUAUAUAUAUAUAUGUUAUAUAUAUUUUAUUAAGCAGGUAAUUACAGUAAAGUGUGAUAAGUGCUUUGGUAGAAUAAUCUAGGAUUCUGUCAAAAUACAUGGCAGGGGCGCCAAAUAUGGUCUACAAGUCACUACAGGCUUCCUGGAUGUGAUGAAAUCUCUGUUGGGGAAUAAAGGGUGGGUAUAAGCCAGGUCAAGGCAAGAGGGAAGAGAACAUUAUAGACAGAGGUUAUAGCACAUAAAAAGGCAUGGAGAGAGGAUCUAGAGAUGUCUCUUUAUGAGGACUCCUCCAGCAGGAAUUUGUUCACGUAGACCCUGGUUCAGAAGCCAGAACACGUGUUGGUUCCCCUCUUCCUGCUUAUAAUCAGUGAGUUGGGUAGCCUAUCCCAGACCCAGAGUUACCUAAGAGACCUUGAGGCACUCAGGAUGAUUAGUGUGAUGGUAGACUUUUGUGCGUUGUAUGGAAAAAGGCAUGUAGGUACACCAAGGAAAGAAAACAUAUUGGGGGCUAAGGGACAGUGUUGGUGUCCCAUAACCCUAGGGCUCAGGAAAUGGGAAGCUGACAGGAGCAUAGGAGUGGGAGAUCUGCCUUCCCAGGAUCCACUAUUCCUCAUUUCCUGUCCCCUCCCUUUAUCAUCAGGCUCGAAGCUACAUGAAGGCAUACUAAGGCUUACUAAGCUACUUGAAGGCAAUAAAUUCUACUUCUCUGCUAAUUUUCAUUUUGGCAGUUUUAAUUAACCCACCAUUAAUUGUUGAAGGCAAUUCAUAUGUAAGAGAAGGUUUGAUUUCUCUUCUAAGAUAUCCUGAUUUCCGUUCUGGAUACUGUCUCUUUUGAAGACUUGGUGAUCAAAGCUGUUGUGGGUAAUAGGGGAGGUGAAGUUGGGCGGCGGGGGGCGGGGGGUCUUUGUGUCCACAGGUUGGGGGAUUUUCAUUGAGUGAAGUCAAUCAGAAGUCUGGAGAGACCCUUGAAAUGGGUGAAGUUGCCUUUUCCUUUAGGUGACAAUCUGAGGAUUUCAUGUUUUUAAUUUUAUUUAAUAGGUUUUUUUUCCAGGUUGUGAAUUAAUUGUAAAUGUUGGUAAUAUAGAAAAUGAGAAAGUAGAAAUCACCCUCAAUCCUACCACCUACAAAAACAUUGUUAAUAUUUUACAGUUCUAUUAUUUUUUUCUUUACCCAACCCUAGUAUUUUUUGGUAAAAAUCCUGUUUGGUAAAUCAUUUUUAGUAACUGAUUUUAACAUUUAUACUUUGAGUAUAUACUUAAACUGUUUAGUAUUAGAAUGUAAUACAAGAUGUAAUAAAAUUUGAAUCUAAGUUUUGCUUUGAAAUGAUUUGUUCAGGAAUAGAGCCUAGUAACAUAAGUGGAGGUGUGCUGGGAGAAGCGGGGAGGGAAUUGUGGCAGGAAUUCAGGGAAUUGGUGUGCUUGGCUUUUAUUUCCUGGUCCAGGUGUCUGGAAAUGUAGCUAGUCCCUUGCGCUGCAGUUCACCAGGUGAAGUCACAAAAUUUAGGGGCAGCUGGUUGAGAAACCAUGGGAAGGAGAACAAGUAGCCUCUGUAAAUACAUAAACAUUGUGUCCACCAGAAUCAGGAGGCUUCCCCUGCUUCAGGAGCAAGGGCCUCAGACUGCCAUGGACUUCCCCUCCUCUCUCAGCCAGUCCUCAAUAGAAACACGUGCAGAAAAACCCCAAGACGCUUUAGAGUUGUGGUCAUUUGCACCAGCCAAGACAGCUGCAGAUGAUAAAGUUACUGACUAGCAAUGUCUGGUUCUGACCCAUCAGAAAGCAGGGUGCGGGUGGGUAUCAAUGGGGUCUGCCCAAGUGCUCUCCAGGUCAGUUUCUUCUGCAUGGGAAAUAUUCUGAUUGGCUUGAAGGAUUCAUUUAAUGGGGCAAGAGAAGAAAAGGAUUUCACAGGGGAGCUUGGAGAUACUGUGGUCAGAUUUGCUUAAAUUUCCAAUCUCCAGAUGGACAGUUAAUUGCAGUCUAUGGAAAUGAGGAGGGAGCAGAGAGGUAGGAAAGUGAUAUUAAGCACCCUGCCUAAAUUGCACAUCUUUUAAAAUCACCUUUGACAUCUAUCUUAUAUGGUGCCUGCUCUCUUUCAUAAACCCAUAGAAUGUUGAAGCUUUAUAAUGUCAUCUACUUCAGCUCCUUUAAACUGAGGGUUGAGUUGUGAGGUGACUUGCUCAUGGCUGUAGAAUUCAUGGAAAAGCACUAAUAUGAACAAAGGGCUCUCUACUUCAAGGUUAUUGCUUUCCUCAACUACAGAUAUUCUUCAUACAAAUAACUCGUAUUUGCUACUGUCACUUAACAAUGAGGAAGUCAUGGGUCAGAGUUAACAAGUUAGAUAACCUCCAAGGACUUGGGAAGACAAGAGAUGCUACAGAAAGCAUGUUUUUCUUACUAUUUCUUGACUAUCCUGGGCGCUCAUUCCUUUUAACCUUUUUUCUCUAAGAUUAGAAGUAUUUAUUGGAAGAAAGUU
Messenger RNA from Ailuropoda melanoleuca (giant panda), 5386 nucleotides. RefSeq names its product zinc finger and SCAN domain-containing protein 30. Lineage: Eukaryota; Metazoa; Chordata; Mammalia; Carnivora; Ursidae. Gene Ontology annotation, molecular function: RNA polymerase II cis-regulatory region sequence-specific DNA binding; DNA-binding transcription factor activity, RNA polymerase II-specific. The transcript has 4 exons. The record is from RefSeq and is a predicted model, not a curated record. Gene Ontology annotation, biological process: regulation of transcription by RNA polymerase II. Bases 896 to 2374 code for a protein of 492 amino acids.